Molecule: messenger RNA, 1902 nt
Organism: Fusarium vanettenii 77-13-4
Lineage: Eukaryota; Fungi; Ascomycota; Sordariomycetes; Hypocreales; Nectriaceae
Exons: 1
Coding region: 1-1902 (633 amino acids)
Source: RefSeq, a predicted model, not a curated record
AUGCAGCUGCAACGUUCAAAAAGCGAGAGAACUCCCAAUCCCUCUAGGCCGGGUCUGACUCCGGCCUACAGCGACUGGGCGAGACUGUCUUGGUCUAACAUAUCUGGGUCGUCAUUCCUUGGCGACAAGGUCUAUCAGUAUCGACCGCUUGAGGAGCAGUCCAUCAGAUUGAUCAGGAUCUCACCGGAAAGAAAGACAAUGAUCAAGUGUGAGAUCAUGCACGUGUCUCUUGAGGACCCUCCCCGAUAUAUCGCCGUGUCGUACGCGUGGGGAGACCCAGGGGAUACGCGUAGGAUUGAGAUCGAAGGGUGUGCUAUCUCCGUCUCUGCCAGUCUCCAUGGUGCCUUUCAAGCACUCCGCCAAAGGGUAGAGUCAGUACUGGUGUGGGUGGAUGCUCUCUCUAUUGACCAGCAGAAUCGAGAUGAGAGAGCUCAACAGGUCCAGCUCAUGCCCGACAUCUACUCAAAUGCUGAAUCUGUGGCCAUUUGGCUGGGCCCUGAAGAAGAUGAUAGCUCGAGUGCCGUGGAUUUUCUUGGCCAGGUAGCUGCGAAGGCCAAAUACCCAGACAAGGUGUCGCGGCUUUUGACAGCUGGAGCCAGAAACGGCGACCUCGCGGCCGUGGUAUCUCUAUUCGAGAGAGACUACUGGAGACGACUAUGGGUUGUCCAAGAGGUCUUCAAUGCACGCGAAAUCUACGUCUACUGUGGACCUACCAAACUCUCCUGGGACUCGUAUCAACUAGCUUCGGAUGCCUUCAGCGAACACCGGGGCGAUAUGGCCUUUCGAAAUGAUCAGAUCGAAGGCAGGCGCGCCGUUAUCUCGCCGGAUCAGUUUAGCUACGCUCAGGUCCUGAUAUACCAAGGCCCGGCUAGCCUUCCUGACCUCCGAGCUUACAUGGGGGAUGGAGAAGGAGCUUUGCUUGAGAUUCUGCGAGCGUGUCGAAGAAAGCUUGCUUCAGAUCCAAGAGAUAAGCUCUUUGGACUUCUUGGUGUUUUGCCCGAUGAGAUACGCAAUGAGUUCCGUGCCGACUACAACCUUCCGGUCAAGGAUGUCUAUACUGAGGUUGUCGACUACCUCCUCAAGACCACACAAUGCCUGGACGUCAUCUGCGAGGCCAUACACUUCCCAGUCCAUACGAGCUCGGCAAACUUGCCUUCAUUCGUCCCGGACUGGUCACAUAUUCCGCAAACGACAUCUUUGGCCUGCAAGUUUGGUUUCUCUGCAGCAGGUUCCACGAAGGCUCGAUGCGCAUUCCUCGAUGAGCGGCUGAACAAGCUGGAAAUCUCGGCCAUUCCACUUGACACGAUAAAGAACAAAGGCAUCGCAGUCGGUACCCUCUGCAACUUGGGAGACUACCUCAUGGCCUUUUUGCACUGGAGGGCACUUCUUCUUGACAGCUUCAGGCAAGAGGACGAGGAAUCUAGGCAGAGGGCGGAGGAGGAUCUGGCUACAACCUUGUCACUCGGACAAAUCCCAUCGCCAUACAACUGGCCGAGCGAGUGGCGAACGGCUUGCUACAGCAUUUUUGCCAACCUGAUCCACGAGAGGCUGCCAUAUAUACCCCUGGAUCGGACCCUGUUCGACUAUCUCAACGUGGCGAUUGCGGUGCGGCCCGAAGCGAGGAGAGAAUAUCUACAGAGACACUUUGGUGAUAGAAUGAUGGGGCGGUGCUUCUGUAUCACACAAGAGAAGCGGAUAGGAAUGGGAACAGGGUUCAUGCUUCCCGGAGACCAAGUUGUCGUGCCAUUGGGUUGCUCGACACCUAUCCUGUUGAGACCUGAAGGGACUCGCGGCGAGUACCGCUUUGUGGGAGAUGUGUAUAUUAGCGGGUACAUGAAUGGGAGGGCCGCUGAGCAGUGGAAAGCAGGGAAGAGGAGUUUGAAGAAGUACGUACUUCAUUGA